Messenger RNA from Bicyclus anynana (squinting bush brown), 1521 nucleotides. RefSeq lists its product as uncharacterized. Bases 464 to 1483 code for a protein of 339 amino acids. The transcript is spliced from 3 exons. Lineage: Eukaryota; Metazoa; Arthropoda; Insecta; Lepidoptera; Nymphalidae. The record is from RefSeq and is a predicted model, not a curated record.
CGAAAAUUUAUUAAAUAAAACAAGCUGUGUUAAAAUUUCUGUCUGUUAAUAGGUGAAUAGCUCUGCAGUGUAGGAAAACAUCCCAGUGCACAAUGAAUAAUUAUCUAACAUGAAUAUAAACUUGUCACAUGUACAAAAUAACAUCAUAUUAAUACGUUAACAGCCACCCCACGCGAGUUUCGAAACAUGCCUUACGAGCCAUGUGUGGUUUUAUAAAAAAUUAAUCCGCUCGCUCCCCGUGUACCACAUACGGUACAGUAGACUGUUAGGCCUCUUUUCCAUUACACGGUUGUUCAAACGUACGGUGUGUAAGCCGUACGGUUGAAAAAACGUGCUAGCUUGUACAUGAUACGGCAAAAUCACCGCGCGAGACAUUGAAAAAAGGGAGGAAUAUGGCGCGUUUCAUACACUUGUCAAGAAUCAAUUGAGAGAAGAUGAAGACAAGUUUUACAAUUAUUUUAGAAUGCAGAAAACUACAUUCGACAACUUGCUCCAAAAAUUAUCCCAGGAACUAAAACAUCAAGAUACUUUUAUGCGAGAGAGUAUAUCGCCCGCAGAAAGAUUGGCUGUAACUCUGAGGUAUCUAGCAACAGGAGAUACCUUUACUGACCUAUACUACAGCUAUAGAAUUGGAAUAAAAACCAUAAGUUGCAUCGUACGUGAAGUAUGCCACUACAUUUGGUUAGAACUGUAUAAAGAAUAUAUGAAAAUGCCAUCUAAAGAAGACUGGCUACACAUUGCAAGCAAAUUUCAAGAAUCUUCCAACUUCCCGCUGUGCUUAGGAGCGGUCGAUGGAAAACACAUCAGACUUAUUAAGCCAAUUGAUAGUGGCUCGAUGUUUUUAAAUUACAAACAUUUUUUUUCUAUAGUUUUGAUGGCAGUAGUAGAUAGCGAUUACAACUUUAUAUUUGUUGACGUUGGCGCCUACGGAAAGGAGUGUGAUUCCAGUGUGUUUAAAGAGACCCCAUUUUGGAAAAAUUUAACAAACAACGGAUUAAAUCUACCCGAUGCAACACGUUUGCCUGGAAUUGACUACGAUUUGCCAUAUGUGUUCAUUGCGGACGAAGCCUUUGCUUUGCAUUAUCACUUGCUUCGUCCAUUUGGUGGUCAUCAGCUUGAUCAAUUAAAACGUACAUUUAACUACAGACUCACCAGAGCGCAAAGAUUUGUUGAAUGUGCGUUUGGCAUUUUAUCCAAUAAAUGGCGAAUUUUUCACCGGCCAAUGAAUGUGUCCAUCGAUUUGGCAGUUGAUAUUGUGAAAACAUGUUGUGUUUUGCAAAAUUUUAUACAUAAGCAGGAAAACUUUCAGUUUCACAAUGCGAGUGAAAAUGAGUCCACCCUUGAUUCAGAAUCGGAACUAAUCCAGUUACCUAUCACGAAUGCAGUUCGCGGAAGUUUGGCGGCUAAUGAAGUUCGCAACAGAUUUGCACAAUAUUUUGUAUCUAACGAAGGUCGCCUCUCCUAUCAAAACAACUAUGCAUAAGUAAAAAGUUAAUAAUUAAAUAUCUGUAACUUACCAAA